Capsella rubella is the source of this 975-nucleotide messenger RNA. Its product is annotated as cyclin-A1-4-like. The record is from RefSeq and is a predicted model, not a curated record. Gene Ontology annotation, biological process: regulation of cyclin-dependent protein serine/threonine kinase activity; mitotic cell cycle phase transition. Gene Ontology annotation, cellular component: cyclin-dependent protein kinase holoenzyme complex; nucleus; cytoplasm. Bases 1 to 975 code for a protein of 324 amino acids. Lineage: Eukaryota; Viridiplantae; Streptophyta; Magnoliopsida; Brassicales; Brassicaceae. The transcript is spliced from 9 exons. Gene Ontology annotation, molecular function: cyclin-dependent protein serine/threonine kinase regulator activity.
AUGAGUUCACCAUUGAAGAAAAGGCAGAGAAUCUUGAAUUCAUCAUCGGAGCAGAGUGAACAUAUCGAUGAGGAACAUGAUGUUGCUACUAUGGAUCUUACCUGCAACGAGGAGCAGAGUGAAGAUAUCGAUCAGGAACAAGAUGUUGCUACUAUGGAUCUUACCUGCAACGAGGAGGAAAUGAUAGCUGAACUCAAGGAUGCAGAACCUAUACAAGCUAAUGAAGUUGGCAUUAAUGAGGCCCGUGAGUUCGCUACAUUGCUUAUCAGCCAGCAACCUGAGAUAAAUCUUAUCACAGCAAUAGAUGAAAACACUAGAGCCACCACAAUUGACACAAUGCUAGCUUCGGAAAAGGCUGCUCAAUACCCUAAAGCCAUCCCACUGGCGGUCCUUGUGUUUGACAAAUAUUUUGCGUCGUUUCAAGUAGGCCAAGGACCAGUCCCGAUAGAUCCUCAAACCGCGAUCACUCUGUCACUCUUCAUCGCAGUGAAGUACGAGUAUGGUAUUGACAAGUCUGAGAGCUUGGUAUUCCCUAUUCGAAAUCUAGAGUUGGAGAUACAGAUUCUUCGAAGUUUUGACUACAGGCUAUCUGGGCCAACGACAAAAACUUUUGUAGAUCUACAUCUGAGCAUGACGGCACAACAUGAUGCUACUUUCCAAUGUCUCUGCUCGUACAUAGCGGAACUGUCACUACUCGGUCGAGAGUUCUCGGGGUUUCUUCCGUCUCUCCUAGCAGCAGCCUCCGUCUUUUUGGCUCAAUAUGUGUUGCGCCAGAAUGAGAAACCUACUACGGAUUUUGUAUGGGUUUACGAAAAGGGUGACUUGCGAAAUGCAGUCACCCUUUUGCUAGAAAUUUUUCUUCAAAGGCGAUAUGGAGUAUGUCAUUACAUUAGGAACAAAUAUACUUCAUCACACUUUGAAGGUGUAGCAUCUCUUCCAUGCAGAGACUCGAUUCCGGAGGAGUUCUUCUCUUAG